Messenger RNA from Ceraceosorus bombacis, 1317 nucleotides. The record is from the annotation of a GenBank genome assembly. Lineage: Eukaryota; Fungi; Basidiomycota; Exobasidiomycetes; Ceraceosorales; Ceraceosoraceae.
AUGUCAACGCCGAACGACAAGCUCACGCUGGACAUCAGCAAGAGGGAAGGAACCAUCAACCUCGGAGCUGGUCCAUCCUCUCUCCCCACGUCUGUCCUGCUAGAAGCCGCACAGGGCAUCCUGGACUUCUCAGGCACAGGCAUGGGCCUGACCGAGCUGUCGCAUCGAUCGGGCACAUUCAAAAAGGUCAUCGAGUCAGCCGAAGAGGAUCUGAGAAAGUUGUUGGACAUUCCACAAAGCUACGCCGUGCUCUUUAUGCAAGGUGGAGGAACUGAACAAUUCAGCGGGACGGCGUUGAAUCUGUUGGCUAGUCACGCCAUCGCUCAUCCAGACUACGUCAAGCAACACAAUGGGCGGGGGCCUGCGCUGGACUAUGCCGUUAGCGGAAGCUGGACCGCCAAAGCUCUCAAAGAGUCCAAGAGGCUCGGCUGCAACGCCAAGGCCGUCUUCGACUCUCGCAAGCUGGAAGGUUCAGACGGAAAGUUUGGCAUCAUUCCCCCCACGUCGACGUGGCAGCUGAGCGGAGUGGACGGUUUAGGCAAGGUUGCGAGCAAAGACGAAUUGCCAGCCAUGCUGUAUUACUGCGACAACGAAACAGUGGAUGGGGUGGAGUACACUCCUGCUUUCCCAAUCGAUCAAUUACCCAAGGAAUACGCUCAGAACGUACCCAUCGUGGCCGAUUGCAGUUCCAACAUUCUCUCUCGCAAAAUCGACAUUGCAGCUCAUUCCAUUGUCUUUUUUGGAGCUCAAAAGAAUGUCGGGCCGGCAGGCGUGACCAUCGUCAUCGUCAGGAAAGAUCUGAUCGCUCGGGAUCCCGAUGAAGGAGUUUCGAAUGGAGGUCCAAGGAUCCCGACUACGCUGGCAUACAAGCAUCAUGCAGACGCGAACAGUCUCUACAAUACGCCCCCGAUGUUUGCCAUCUACGCAUCAGGUCUCGUGUUUGCCGAUCUGCUCAAGAAUAAGGGCGGAGUCGUUGGAGCAUCUCAACGCGCGGACAUGAAGAGCAGAGCAGUGUACGACAUCAUCUCGAAAAGUCAGGGUGUUUUCGCUGCGACGGUCAAGGAUCCAGCCAGCAGGAGCAGGAUGAACAUCUGUUUCAGGAUAUUGGCACGUGACGGAAAGACGGCAGACGAUGAGCUGGAGGAGAGGUUCAUUAAGCGAUGCAGAGAAAAGGGCAUCGAGCAGGUCAAAGGUCACCGUUCCGUCGGAGGGAUCAGAACCAGUCUUUACAACGCCGUCUCCCCCGAGCAGACUCUUGUUUUGGUUGAUGUCAUGAAAGCCUUUGCGAAAGAAGUCCAAGACGAAAGGCGGGCCUAA